Molecule: messenger RNA, 1189 nt
Organism: Lycium ferocissimum
Lineage: Eukaryota; Viridiplantae; Streptophyta; Magnoliopsida; Solanales; Solanaceae
Product: nudix hydrolase 16, mitochondrial-like
Exons: 6
Coding region: 248-877 (209 amino acids)
Cellular component (GO): cytoplasm; nucleus
Molecular function (GO): pyrophosphatase activity
Source: RefSeq, a predicted model, not a curated record
UUAAUAGCCUUUUGCCCUUUUUCUCUCUCAUUUUACUCAUCUUUUUUUUUUUGACAAAAACAAGAAAAUGGGGACAAGCCUUUUUGCUAUUUAUCAAGGGAAAAAAGGUUGAAUUUUUACAAUGCAGAAGGGAUAAAAACCAAUCAUUUUUGCUAAUUUUUCAAGAAGGGGUUUGUAUGCAAGUAUGAUUAAAAGCUUUGUGUAUCAUUGGAUUUAGCUGGUUUAGGCAUAACUUUUGUAUAUACAAAUGUCUGAUUUGGUUGCUCGAACGGGUAGGCAUCAACAGAGAUAUGAAGAAGGUUAUCGACUCAUUGCUGGGUGUAUUCCAUUUAGAUUCAGAGAUAUGGAACAAAAUGGUGGUGAUACAUCUGAAAAGAUAGUUGAAGUACUCAUGAUAAACUCAACGAGCGGGCCUGGUCUUCUGUUUCCGAAGGGAGGGUGGGAAAAUGAUGAAACAGUUAAAGAGGCAGCUGUUCGUGAAGCCAUAGAGGAGGCUGGAGUCCGUGGGGAUUUAGUGCAUUUUUUGGGUUAUUACCCCUUUAAAAGCAAAACACUUCAAGACGAGUUCAGCCCAGAAGGUCUGUGUAAAGCUGCCAUGUUCGCUUUGUUUGUGAAGGAAGAGCUCGACUGUUGGCCAGAACAGAGCCGCCGGAAAAGAAGUUGGCUGACAAUUCCCGAGGCGAUUGACUGUUGUCGACACCCAUGGAUGAGAAAGGCCCUUGAGGAAGGAUUCUUGAAGUGGCAUGAGGGUGGUAUGAGACUGAAGGAGAAUGAAUCAAAAAGAAAUGAAACAAGACAAUUAUCCUCCUCAUCAUCAUCAUUUUCCAUUGCUGGCUACAAUUUUAGUUAUACAAGUAGUGGACUAACCAAAUUAUAGUCAAGAUUAAGAGAUGAUGCUUUUUCUCUGUAAAUGUGGUUUCAUUAUUUAUUCUUCUCUUUUGGAUGAAGUAAUAAGUGUAGCACUUAUCUAGACCUUGCGUAAAUGCAAGUAGACCAAACCUGAUCUGACCUUUCGUCUUGAUUCAUAAUCAAGAAAGACAGGAUCUAAAGGCACGCAAUUCUUGAUCCUUUCAGAAUUCUACUUUUCACUUUGCCAUCUAGAGAUAGUUUCCCCUAAGUUAGGAUACGGAGUUGGAAGUGAAUGUCAGUACAUAUACCAGUUCAUCUUCGUCAAAGGCCAAGAUCUCCA